AUGUAUUCCGCGCGCGGUCCUCGCGAGCUCGUGGCUGCUUGUAUGGACCAGAUUUCCCUUGAAGGAAGUGCAGGUCUUACAGUAACGUCUCUUUUCUCGUCUCUGGAGCCGAGUAAUGAUGUGUUUCUGCAUCAACAAGUGUGGCGGCUGUUGCGGUCAAGUCGCGGUGUCUUGCGCUUCUUCCGACGCGCCAUACUGUCACCAAAUAAAAAGCGCAAGCGACCUGGCACAACCGAAAGCUAUGAAGUUAGUGUCGAUAUGAAGGGUGAGAUGCAUGGGCCUGAAAUACACGGCCCGAACGACAUUUUGAUGCUGACGACUGAGGAACUGGAGCUGCUCACAUACGAAGAAGCCGUGGCAAUGCAGCAGGAAGUAGGCACAGAGAUAGUAGUUAUAGCAUGCGAGGAGCUUCGACAUCGAGCGCUUAAUAUACCGUUAAAGGCUAUUGCCGCUGAUCUCGGACCUGAACAUUUCGGUAUUCUUGAAGCAGUGGGUCGUGCGCGCAUCCAGGGAGUAACAAUCAACAAGUUGACGUAUAUACUGAAAGCCAAGCGAAUGAUGAUUGUGACCCGGCCCACAAUGAGACGAUUGAAUAUUAUUCACCUGCCGCGAUUUGCUGACAAGUUUCAGCCUCAGAUGUUUGACGAGUCGGCGAGUUUUGAAUUUGAUGAGCAGAGUCGAAAAAUUUUGUGCGUGGCAGCAGAAACAUAUUUAAAAGGAUUGCCGACGUACUCAUCAGUGCUGUCGGAUCUCGGACGCGACCUUUGUUUGCAAAAGCGACAUUUGGAGGUACUUCGUUCCCAUAUAACUCAAGAGUGCAAAGCGGAUGAGAACUUUUCGCUGGAGUUGUUUCAGGCUGUAUUGCAACCGUCGCAACGUGGUAAAAUCGAGCCUAAAAUCUUAAAUUGCGUGCGGUACAAACCUCCGAACACUUGCAAAAACGCGGCAUACUGUCGUGGUAUCGUGUUAGAGCUUGGGCUGCUCCAUCAGAUUUAUAGAGUCAUUGAGGCCAACUCUGAGAUCGGAACCACGAUUAUUGAUUUGCGGAACCAAAUUGUACUACCAGGAAGUAAGUUACCGUAUAAAUUAGUGGGUAUCUUGGCGGGAAUGUACAGCUUGAAGGCAGAGUCGAUCAUCCUGGGAAAAAAUAAAGCUUUUCGACUGUAUCUUGACUCGACAGCUCCCAGCGCUAAAAACAUGUACAGCAAAAAUCAAAAGAAAGGCACUUUCGAUGACACUUGCUUGCCACAAGAGAGUCGGUUUAUUGUCACGACAAAUGAAGACGAAGUUGCAACUGACGUAAUUAUGGAACGACAAUCUACACCUCGAGUUAAGAUGGCCUUGAAAGUUGCACUUCGUGGAUUAGAAGUUGAUGGUACGAAUGCUCGACGUCGCCAGCACAUUUUAGAUAGACUCAAUGAUGAGAAAAUAAUAAGCUUAUCGUCGUUGCGCGAAAGUGUUUUUGGUAUGGAGAAACAGCGCGCCGAAACUAACAUUUUGCCACAUUUUACAGACGUGAAGGACGAGAUAUCGACCCACAGUAAUGCAAACAGCUUAAUGUUGCCUACUACAGUUGGAAAAGUAGAUACUCGGUCAAUUUUCCGCAUCGCAACUGAGCUCGAAGGUGCAAAAAAGUUACGGCUUUUACAGCUUCCAUUACCUGCACAAAACGUUUCAACCAAAUUUCGCGCGCUGCGCUGUGUGGUCGCGCCUGGAUAUGAAAACAAAGAUGCUUUUAUUCAACGUUAUGUGAAAAAUUAUUGUCGUGAUGAGCGGUUGCGGCGCAUAAAUCGAAAGGCUGAUCAGAGCAAAGUGAUUCGAUUUGACAAGAUUGGGGAUGAGCAGGACGAGAAACCUAAGCAUAAAUUUGCGCGUAAAAGACUGAGAAAGGAGUUCACACUGGCUGCAUCAAGCUCUGGAGAGAACAAGAAACAAAAAUCAAAUCUGGAUGGUGAAAUAGAUGCCCAAACGCAAUUAGGUGGUCAGGUAUCAGACAUCGAAGCAGCACUGAGGACACCAGCAUCAUAUGCUCAAAAUGAAGUUAGUUACAGGAUCCGGUGCUUUGUGAGUCAGCAGAAAUCGGGAAUUCACUAUCAGCAAUUCCGAAAGCUUGGGUUUGCUUACGGUGUGAUGUAUCGGUGCAAAGCUUUACAUCGGUUCUUGUGGGAUGCUUUGCACAGAAGCGACGUAAACUUUCAGCUCCCUGGCGAAGAAAAGGAUACAACAAUAAAGAGUUUGAACGAGGUCAAUGGUGAUUGUAGAAGUAGGGCCGCUCCACAUCAAGCUCCUUUGCCAGGGAUUGUGUUUUCGCGAGAAUCGAUAUUACACUCGAUGCCCGUGCAUUUAUAUAUUCAGAUUUUUUCAGGCGGAGGAGUUUUGACAGAUGCAGAAUUUGCCAUCGUCGAGGAAGCCGUUAAGCAUCAGCGCACGUUUGAAGCUAUUCCAAAAAAGCUUUGUAAAAAGAUAUGGUGUCACGAGUCUCAACGCACUGCAAAAGUAUUGGGUACUCUUGCAGAUUUAGGGUUGAUCCAGCCACACAAGAUUGGAAUGAAACACUUGGUCGAAAUUCUGCGAGCUGGGUACACCGACGGGCGAGACGGUGUACUCUCUCGCGCGCUAAAGGACAACGCAUUAGGUGGGCUAUUUCGUUUCAACAAACAGGUCAGAAUUAGAUUAAAUGAUCAUGACAACACGUGCAGCGACAUUCAGACUACAAACGAAUGCCGUGAUGUGAAUGAUCUUGAUUCGAUUCGAAUCGUUGGUUUUACCGAAAAAACGUAUAGCUUUGCAAGUACGCUACCGCUCACGUUUUCAUUUCAGUCAAGCUGUGAUGUUGAUCGCUUUUGGGAGGCUCUUGAGUGCCUUUGCCUGGAGCAAAUGACUAUGGAAGUAGAGACUCCAAGGAGAAACGAACCAGCCGUGCGUGAGGUUCCGAAGCCUGUUAAGACGCGUGCUCGACGAAUGCUGCGGAUUCUCGCUUGGAUACCGAAGUCACAAAAGCCUGUAGCCAAGCAAAAGCGCGAUGAGGGGAGCCACGGAGAUAAUUUUAAGAGCAGUGGCAUUGUUUCUACUAUUUCGAGACCUCGCAAAAAGCGACGACAUGCCGAAUGUGGUGGUGAGAAUAAUAAUCUGCACAAUGGAGCGAAGCGAAAACAUAGAAAAAAGUACCCUGCUAUAAUGGAAGAUGGUCAGUCAAAGGUAGAAUCCAUUACUUGGCUGGAUGUGCACGAACAGCUUUUGGAUAAGUAUUUCAUCGACAACUGCAAAAGCCGAUGGAAAGUUCCCAUUCCCCAAGGCUUACAGCGUGACAAUGAACGGGUGGCUUUCCGGAACCACACAGUUUCACGAACAGGCUUUGGUCUAGUGACCAUUGCACGGAAACUAGGCAAACGGAGGAUUGACGUGAAAAGACGGUUGAAAGAAAGACUAAUGGAGCCUACGGUAAAAGUCGCGUAUGAGAACGCGAAACUGGAAGCGAAGCUUGCUGAUAACCCAAGCGGCCUUUUUGACGAGGAAAUUGCAAUCCAAGAAACGAGUAGAAUGACAGCACUCUUUCGGCGUGCAGUAAUGAUGAUCAUGUCUCCACGCGAAGAUUACCAUCCGCUGGUUGCCGAAGAACUGAUAUCUUCUUGGUCCUCGCAAGAAAUCCGACUGGUUUGGCGAUAUCUAUGGCUUAAAAAUUGGAUUGUGCGCGCGCCCGAAAAGGAAAGGGGCCGAGGGUACUCGACCAGCAAGCGGCUGCAAGAUAUACUUAAGGUAAAUACACUGUCGUAUCCAUUAUUAUUAUUUCAGCAAGCUGCGGAGCAAGAAAGUUUGGUGUGUUCAACACUGGAGGAAAUUGAUGUGGACUCCAAAGAUGCGAAAAUAUCCAGCAUGUUUUGUGUUGACCCUCAAUAUAGUGAUCAGCUUUUCGAGAAUGACUUUCCUACGAAUGCUACACCUGGUCAAUGUGCUCUCGAGCUAGGAUGUCAGGUACUCGGCACGUGCUCGUUUACAGCAGUUCACGUCUCAGCUUCCGACAUAAACACGAAAUUUGAAGAUUUGAUGGCCAUCACCCAGACAAUUCGCAUGAGGGCACCGACUCCAGGCGCAUGUAACAGAGAUAACAGCUUUACCUGCACGACUUUGAAGGGCAGAGCUGGUUUUGCUGCACAUUUAGCCAACAAGGUAAAUGUUUCAAAGGCGUCGGAUUUCAUUGACAGCUGGCGAGUGGAGACGAAGAUGCACGCAGUGUCUGUCGAGGAUACAGAUCUACUGAGCGCUAACGAGGCUUUUUCGCUCGAAGAGAUCUGCGACAAUGCAAGAUUCCACCAAUUUCAAUAUGCCGAGAGAGUGGAUGAAGAGCUGAGCCACGCUGUCGCUGUGCAUGUGCGUGAAAGUGGGGAGGAGGGCUUGACUAUGCUAUCUUUGGUAAUAAAAUGUCGUAAACCAAAAUGUACAGAGAACGAAAGAUCGUUGCGCAUUCGUGUGGCGCGCUGUCUGGACGCACUCGUUGAACAGGGCCAGCUUAUCGUUGUUAACGCGUAUUUUGAACAGCGUUAUAUUGUUAAAGAGCAUGGGGACGUGUGGAUGCUACGGCCGUACUUACUGAUUUCAGGUACCUCACCAAGACCCAAACUUCUUUUUGAGGAGGGAAAGAACACGCUAUCGUUUCCAUGGCUGAAAAUGGACGGCGGGACAAACUAUACAUUUCUCUUCUCAAUUCAGCGCAAGCUGCUAGCGCUUAUAAUUCAGGCACCGGGUAUUUCAGAAAAGUGCGCUUACUUUAAGAUGAAUAAAUUAUUGUCCUUGCAGGAUACUCGCGAGGCAAUGUCAAUGCUCGCAGAGAACGGAUUAGUCUACGCCCGUGCAGUUACCAAUUCUACGUCGACACAAGUCGCAAGUUUGUUUGGCUGCUCGGUGAGUCAGCCGUCUGUUCACAAGAUCUUUAAAUUGGAGGAUAAUGUGCUGUCUUAUGAUCGCUCGGUGUUUCAAGUGCGCUAUUUUCCUCACGUCGAGUGCAUUCAGCGAUUUGGAAGUAUCGUUCAAGACUACCAAAAUAUCGUAUUUCAAAAUGAUUGA
Molecule: messenger RNA, 5061 nt
Organism: Plasmopara halstedii
Lineage: Eukaryota; Oomycota; Peronosporomycetes; Peronosporales; Peronosporaceae
Product: GENERAL TRANSCRIPTION FACTOR 3C POLYPEPTIDE 1
Exons: 2
Coding region: 1-5061 (1686 amino acids)
Biological process (GO): 5S class rRNA transcription by RNA polymerase III; transcription initiation at RNA polymerase III promoter
Cellular component (GO): transcription factor TFIIIC complex
Molecular function (GO): DNA binding
Source: RefSeq, a predicted model, not a curated record